UUUAGCUCCUGAUCAGACUACAGAGCUGACAUGCAUGAGGGCCAGGCGCAACUGGCCCCGGCUUUUCCUGAGUCAACCAAGCGAGGCCACCUAGCUUGGCAGCAAGAAGAAGUGACCAUUGACAAUGGCAUUGUUGGCACGAGUUGUUGAAAUGCCCCACGAUCGUCGACGAGCAGGGAUGGGAAACUUUUUGUGAAUUAUGCUUUCUGCGCUGCUGGACAGCUCAACUGCCAAGUUCCAGAAGUCCUAACCAACCGAGCUGCACAGAAACUUGCCAGGCGCGCCAACCUAGAUGCGCUUUUUCCGACAGUCAGGUCCCCUCGAGCCCGCGCCUGCUUGCUGUCAACGAAAGAGCAAUCUUCCCGCGUGAUGCCGUAAUCAGCCAACACAGCGCCCCAUUUUACCAGUUGAGUACUUGUCCUCUUGUAUAAAAACCCUGAGGGCGCAGAGAAAGCACGUGGAUCUUGCUUUCGUCUUCAAGAGCCCAGCUCAUGUCGUGCAGGAACAAUUUCCAAUUGCCAUAAACCAAAGCGCAUCAUGCAGUCAGUCCCGCUGCAAACCUCCCACUUCCUUGGCCAGCAACGUCUGGUGCGCACUGCAAGCCUUUUGCGCUCAUCCGGCGGGCCUGGUCAAUCUGCCGGGGGCCAUCUCGCUGGUGUGGGGAUCAAUGCAGCUGCCACCGCAGGCCGUGCUCGCGUCAGCAUGAGCUCAGCGGUGGAGAAGGUUGACGUGGCCAUCAUUGGCGGGGGCCCCGGCGGCCUCGCCACGGCCAAGGGGAUCACCCGGGCGUGCCCGGAGCUGAAAGUGCGCGUGUUUGAACGGGCCAAGCUGCGGCCGAGGGGCGCGUCGGUAUUCGUGAUGCCGAAUGGGAUGCACGCUUUGGAGGCCCUCGAUCCCGAGACCCACGCAAGAGUCUUGGCGCAUCACUCGCCGGCAGGUGCGACAGUCACGCGCAAUAUGGCCGGGGAGGUCAUAGGCGAAGCGGGGGGCGACUCAGUGGCGGCGCCGUUUGCUUCGUAUGGUCCGUGCGCGUACCUGCUGUGGGCGUCGCUGCAAAAGGCCCUGGCAGACUCUCUGCCGGAGGGGGUCCUCGAAACGGAGGUGCGUCUGGGGGACUCGCCCCCCCGGGACGAAGGGGACCAUGUCAGACUGCAAAUAGUCUCUGCUGGUAGGAGACCGGACGGAGCGGCGGCGAAGGAGAUCGAGGCGCGGGUUGUGGUCGGGGCGGAUGGCAACCAGUCGCAGCUGCGGCAGCACAUUUUGGGCGACGGCCCGUCCAGUUCCAUGGGCGUCGGGCUGUUCCGGGCACUUCUCCCGAGGCCCGAGAAGUGGAUCGCACCAAACUCAGCCACUAUCUGGGCAGGCCCUAAGCAGGCUUUCCGUACGGCCGUCUUUCAAGGAGACGUCGCCACGUGGACGGGGAUCGUGCCGUGGCCGGCAGAGGAGGAGCACCUGCUACAGGGGCGGGCGUACAUCGCAGCAAACGACGCUGGCGAGGGCGCGCGGUUCUCGCCAAAAGAGCGCUGCCUCCGGGCGUUCGAGCACUGGCCGGACGCCGUCCGCGGAAUCAUCGCGGCCACGGACGCGGACUCGAUCCUGGUCCACGGACAGAAUUACAGGGACCCGGACCGGUGCACCGUUUGGGGCCGCGGGAGGGCGACCCUCGUGGGCGACGCAGCGCACUUGGGGACGCCCCUUUUGGGCCAGGGGACCAGCCAGGCGUUGGAGGACGCCCUUGAGCUCAGUAGGUGCAUCCACGCCCACGGUGCGACUUCCAGCGCGCUGCGCGCCUACGAGCGCGCGCGGCAGCCGCUCGCGCAGCCGAUCCAGGCCAUCAGCGUGGACCUCUUCAAGCGCUUCCAAGCGGGGGAGAGCUUCCCCCCCGACAACGAGGCGCGGCUCAGCAUUGAGCACGGCUUCGUCGCGCGCUCGUUUCGCCCUCUUCCGGUGGCUUGACAGCGGCGUUCCGCCCAGCGGCGCGUUCCGCCCUCUGCCUAUGGCUUGACAGCGGAGCGUUCCGGCCUCCGCCCUGGCUUGUACAUACUAGAAAAGGGUGUCGAACGGCAUUCGAUCAACUUGCAUUAGGAGACGAGUGCGCUUUUCAGAUGGACAUUGAAGUCGAAAACUGAUUGGAAGUUCGGGUAGGCGUUGAAGUCAAAAAGGCAUUCGCAAAUGAUUGGGUUUCGAAGUGUGCAUUAAAGUCAAAAGGCGUGUGAAGACAAUGGUAAUAGUUUUGCAGGGUUGCGUUACUGUCAAAGAUUUUUCGACCUGUGCAGCGACGAGGCUGUAAUCUUCGGCGGAAAGCCCUUCUGCCGAGCCUCGGAGUGACUGCGUUCGACUCAGAUUCUAGGACCGAAUGGUCGUUUGGAAACAGACACUUAAUCUUUAAGUAGUCUCCUGAAAGAGAGAACAUGUACCUCAUAUGUUCCAUUUAAAAGAUGAACGAUCCGAGUCGUUACCUAACAUGCGCAUAUGUAACGAGAGUGUUUUAGUGCUUCUUAGAAACUUAGAAGAUUAAACAGUCACUGGCCAAAAACUUGAGCUUUGAUUCACAUCGACACAAUAUUGUGCCCGCC
Messenger RNA from Klebsormidium nitens, 2576 nucleotides. The record is from the annotation of a GenBank genome assembly. Lineage: Eukaryota; Viridiplantae; Streptophyta; Klebsormidiophyceae; Klebsormidiales; Klebsormidiaceae.